Messenger RNA from Colletotrichum higginsianum IMI 349063, 261 nucleotides. RefSeq lists its product as uncharacterized. The transcript is spliced from 2 exons. Bases 1 to 261 code for a protein of 86 amino acids. The record is from RefSeq and is a predicted model, not a curated record. NCBI's taxonomy places the organism in Eukaryota, Fungi, Ascomycota, Sordariomycetes, Glomerellales, Glomerellaceae.
AUGUCAAAGUUGAAACCUUUCUGCCGUUGGUGUAUGCAACCAACUGGCGAUGGCCCCUCUCAUUCCCCCCAAGAGUGUAUCCGCUAUAGCCAGACGGGCGCCGCUCUCCAAUCUCGACCACGAGACCCCGAAGAUGGCCUCGAUACACAAACAGGAAUCAUCCUCAUGAGCAGGGCACGCGGAUCAAGGAUCGAAGACUGGGCUUCCAUGUGGCGAUUACUGUUUCCAGGAGAUGAGAACGUGCCAUCUCCAGGUGAGUAG